Ciona intestinalis (vase tunicate) is the source of this 2308-nucleotide messenger RNA. NCBI's taxonomy places the organism in Eukaryota, Metazoa, Chordata, Ascidiacea, Phlebobranchia, Cionidae. The record is from RefSeq.
GUUGAAGCCACGUAGCAGGUUUUGUUACAAAAGUACAUUAGAUCACUCUCGUCAAAGCAGAGUAGUUUAUAUAAAGGAAAGGUUUCACAAAGAUUUGCUUGAAAGUUAAGGAUACAACAGCAGAGUCAAUCGAUAGUUAGCGUGACCACAAAUCGAAGAAAUUGAUCAAAGAACAGUUAACACAAGAAUUAAAGCGGAAUCCGUCCAAGUUUCGGCAACAGCCUGUCUUAAUCAAUAGUUAAACGGCAGCAAUAAUAGGAAAGCGGCAAUGUUGGUCUACAUCGGGCACAUUUCGAAAAGCAGCCGCCAAACAACCUUAGAAAAAGCAACUUUUUCCACUUCGUGCUUGCCCUGUACGACAGACAAGGGCAGCCGGUGGAAAUUGAGCGAAGUGCUUUCGUAGGAUUUGUGGAAAACGAAACCGAGAUCGCCGGCGAAAAAACAAACAACGGGAUCCAGUACAGACUCCAAUUGCUUUACCAUAGCGGCGUACGGACAGAACAAGAUGUAUUCGUCCGUCUUAUCGACUCUGCAACCAAACAGUCAAUUACGUACGAAGGACAAGAUAAAAACCCAGAAAUGCGACGGGUUUUGCUCACUCAUGAGAUCAUGUGCAGCCGCUGCUGUGACAAGAAGAGUUGCGGGAACAGAAACGAAACUCCAUCCGACCCAGUGGUGAUUGACAGAUACUUCUUAAAAUUCUUUCUCAAGUGCAACCAAAACUGUUUAAAGAAUGCUGGAAAUCCACGAGACAUGCGAAGAUUUCAGGUUGUGGUCUCAACAACUGUGCAUGUUGACGGUCAUGUUUUAGCUGUGUCUGACAACAUGUUCGUGCACAACAACUCGAAACAUGGACGUCGAGCGAGAAGGGUCGACCCAUCAGAAGCUUCGCCAACUAUCAAAGCAAUCAACCCAGCUGAGGGUUGGACAACAGGUGGAGCAACAGUUGUUAUAGUUGGAGAAAAUUUCUUUGACGGGCUUCAAGUUGUGUUUGGUUCAAUGGUUGUGUGGAGUGAGUUGAUCACCCAACACGCAAUCAGAGUACAGACUCCACCGCGCCAUCUACCGGGCGUGGUAGAAGUGACUCUGUCUUACAAAAAUAAACAAUUCUGCAGUGGUGCUCCAGGACGCUUUGUAUACACAGCGCUCAACGAACCGACACUUGAUUAUGGAUUCCAGCGAUUACUGAAGACUGUGCCAAGACACCCAGGCGACCCUGAGAGGCUACCGAAGGAGAUUAUUCUAAAACGAGCUGCUGACGUCAUGGAAGCGGUGAUCAGUCGGCAGUACGCCCCGCCAAGCCAAAUGCCCCCGUCAGCCGGGAUCACGCCUCCCGCGCCCCACCUAGCGGCCGCACCGUGCGCGCCACCUGGCAGUUUCGUUCCGCAAUCGGCUAGCGCUGCCAUGGCCGUGGCAAUGAACGGUUACGCUGCUGCAGCGGUUUCUUCACAAUUUGGCGGAACACCCGAUCGGUUCGACACCGGAAGUGAUUCAGGUUACUCACGAGGUAACAGCGUUUCUCCCCGCAACGGAUAUUCCCCCCAGACGACACCGCAUAGCUUGAACAGUGGCUCAAUUGGUAGCAUGGUGGGGCUCACAACUGUAGGCGCAGUUCCGGCCCCAGCCCCCUACCACUGCGCACCAUCCUUCAACAGUUAUUCCAGCGCUUCAGGUCCCACAUUCACGAACAUGAACAACACGUCUCCUGGCCUUUUUUCUGGAUCUGGGAUAAUUCCACCUUCGCCCCACAACGGUAUGAACCCACUUCCGUCUUCGGGGACCACACCGGGAAUAUUUAGUUUUUCACCUGCAAACAUGAUAUCAGCCGCAAAGCAGAAGAGCGCAUUUGCCCCUGUACAUCGUCCACACAACUCGCCCAGUCCUCUAGCGCCGUCUAACGGAAAUAUCGCACUAAACGGCUAUAGCUAGAGCACCGCUGACUUUGACAACCGCUCGAUGGCGACAGAGAACAUUUUUACAGUCAAUCACGUGACAGCUACGUAGAUGACGAGUUCCAAUCCAUUUCUUUUGACUUUUUUUCUUGUUUUUACAAAUUUUGUACAAAACUUUUUAUUUCUUAGAGCGUCCCUUAAGCAAGGUGAAAUGAUAAUCCAGUUUUAGUGUUUGAACGUUUUAUAGUACCGUUGUAAUACGAAUCUUUGCAGACGGCGUGUUUUUGCCACAUUUUCUCCCGUAUUUAUGUUGUUUUAUUGCUUUUUGUUGUUUUUUGAAUUUCAGUGUCAAUCCUUUUGGUUAAUCGUGGAGUGACGUAACUUGUAUUUAUGACGUCAUAAACGAGUCACAACGG